Molecule: messenger RNA, 7684 nt
Organism: Globicephala melas (long-finned pilot whale)
Lineage: Eukaryota; Metazoa; Chordata; Mammalia; Artiodactyla; Delphinidae
Gene: PAMR1
Product: peptidase domain containing associated with muscle regeneration 1
Biological process (GO): proteolysis
Molecular function (GO): serine-type endopeptidase activity; calcium ion binding
Source: RefSeq, a predicted model, not a curated record
UGCGUUUGGUAGGAAACUGCAGAAUUAGCUCAAUGGCUCAAAUAGAAGUUUUCCUUUUUCGGAAGGGGAAUGAGGGGGCCAAGAAAUAGGAUGUAUCUCCCACAGAGACGGCCACCCGGGGGCCAAACUCCGGCAGCAGCCAGUUUCUUUGGAUGCAAACUCCGUGCUGGCACAGGGAAGAAUCCUUUUAUAGGCUGGGUGGAGGAAAUGUUACACUUCUCGCCUCGGUGAGUUCGUCCUCCCAGAACUUUGAAAGGACACAGCUUGGGACUGAGAGAAAGGGGCAGGUGGGUAAAGCUGAAGUUUUUAGCCGCCUUCGCGCUCGGGUCUCCGGCUGGGCGUUGGCUGGCUGGUCCCAGGCGGUGGCUGAGGCGACGGCCCUUCCCCCAUCAUCCAUUCCCCAGCCAGGGUCUCUCUCUCUCUCUCUUUCUCUCUCUCCUCCUCCUCCGGGGGAUGCUAAGCCCCCGGUCGGCGGCCGUACUUAGCCUUACAGUGCAAAAUGUGCUUGGCGAGGAAGUCGAGGCGACGCUGCAGCAGCUGAGCGUGGGGGUCGGCGAGGGCGGCCAGCUCUGGGAAGCGAGGCUCGUGGUGCUGGUAGAGGCGCAGCAGCCGGGCGGCCGCGUCCUGGCCGCGGUGCAGCUCCAGGACACGCCGCGCAGUCCGCUCUCGGAACACGCACACUGACUGCAGCAGCGGCUCGUUAUACUUGUCCCACAUGCCCGCCACCCGGUAGCCGUGCACCAAGCCCGCCUCGUUGUCCAGAAAGACCAGCGCCCCGCCCGGGCCGCGGUGCAGGUUGCUCGUGGCGCGCUGCAUGACCCGCGGGUCCCACUGCAGGCUGAAGAGGUUGCUGACAAGCCGGUCAAAGUUGGCCGUCAGGUAGUCGAAGAGGAUCAAGUCGGUCCAUUGCACCAGGUCUACCAGCUCCGCCCGGCUGCGGUUGGCCAGCUCGCCCCCCGUGGCGCGCAGGGGCCGGAGAUGGCCAUCCUCAGAGCGCCAGGGCGCGGGCACCACCACGUCCGUGAGGUUGGGCAGCCAGCGAGUCAGGCUCACCACGCUGCCCUCGGUCCAGUGAGCGGCACGAAGCUCCUCCUGCACCUGAGCCCACUGCGCGCCCCGAGCCUCCACCCGGGCCAGUGCCAGAGGCGGCACGUGGUGCUGGAGGCCCAGCAAGCGCGCCAGGUAGUAGGAUAGGGCCUCGCCCUGUAUCUGCUCGGGGUUGAUGCCAUAGCGCACGCAGGCGCGGGUGCCGUCGGCAAAGCGGGCCAGCCGGUUGGAGCUGCGCCCGCAGCCCCCGCGCUCCAGGGCCACCACCCGGGCGCCGCGCGCCACCUCCAGCCAAGACGCCGCCUGGGCCUCCGAGAAGCCCCGGGGCACCUGCUCCUCCAGGCCGCGGCUCCAGAAGACGCCCCCGUGCACCGCGGCGCGUUCCUCAGGCCAGGGCCGUCCGGUUGGCACGUGUCGCCUGCGCUCACCCGGGGGCUGCCCAGGCGGGCCAUCUGCGCCCGCCGCCAAGCCACUUUCGGGUUCAAUCCACCAGGAAGGCUCUUGGGUAAAAAUCGGCUCUCCCUCUUACCUCUCGGCGUGAGACCCUGUCCCAGAUCUAAACCAAGAUUUCCCAGAGUACACAGUCAUUAAUGAAGGCUGCCCCGGAGCUGAGUGGAACAUCAUGUGUCGGGAGUGUUGUGAAUACGAUCAGGUUAAAUGUGCCUGCCCUGGAAAGAAAGAAGUGGUGGGUUAUACCAUCCCUUGCUGCAGGAACGAGGAGAAUGAAUGUGACUCCUGCCUGAUUCACCCAGGUUGUACCAUCUUUGAAAACUGCAAGACAUGCCGAAACGGCUCGUGGGGGGGUACUCUGGACGACUUCUACGUGAAGGGCAUCUACUGUGCAGAGUGCCACGCGGGCUGGUACGGAGGAGACUGCAUGCGAUGUGGCCAGGUUCUACGAGUCCCGAAGGGUCAGAUUUUGUUGGAGAGCUACCCCCUGAAUGCUCACUGCGAAUGGACCAUUCACACCAAACCUGGGUUUAUCAUCCAGCUAAGGAUUGUCAUGUUGAGCCUGGAGUUUGACUACAUGUGCCAGUAUGACUAUGUCGAGGUCCGUGACGGGGACAGCAGCGACAGUCAGAUCAUCAGGCGUUUCUGUGGCAACGAGCGGCCGGCUCCCAUCCGAAGCUCGGGUUCCUCGCUCCACGUCCUCUUCCACUCAGAUGGCUCCAAGAACUUUGACGGCUUCCAUGCCGUCUUUGAGGAGAUCACAGCCUGUUCCUCGGCGCCGUGUUUCCAUGACGGCAGUUGCCUUCUUGACAACACCGGAUCUUACAAGUGCGCCUGCCUGGCAGGCUACACCGGGCAGCGCUGUGAAAAUCUCCUUGAAGAAAGAAACUGCUCAGACCCUGGGGGCCCAGUCAAUGGGUACAAGAAAAUUACAGGAGGCCCUGAGCUUAUCAAUGGGCGCUAUGCAAAAAUUGGCACUGUCUUGACCUUCUUUUGUAACAACUCCUAUGUUCUUAGCGGCAAUGAGAUGAGAACUUGCCAGCAGAAUGGAGAGUGGUCGGGGAAACAACCCAUCUGCAUAAAAGCCUGUCGAGAACCAAAGAUCUCAGACCUGGUGAGACGGAGAGUACUUCCAAUGCAGGUUCAGUCAAGGGAGACGCCAUUACACCAGCUAUACUCAUCAGCCUUCAGCAAGCAGAAGCUGCAGGACUCCUCUACCAAGAAGCCAGCCCUUCCCUUUGGAGACCUGCCCCCUGGGUACCAAUACCUGCACACCCAGAUCCAGUAUGAGUGCAUCUCACCCUUCUACCGCCGCCUGGGCAGCAGCCGGAGGACAUGUCUGAGGACUGGGAAGUGGAGUGGGCGUGCCCCGUCCUGCAUCCCUAUCUGUGGGAAAACUGAGAACGUCACUGCUCCGAAGACCCAGAGGACGCGCUGGCCGUGGCAGGCUGCCAUCUACAGGAGGGCCGGUGGGGUGCACGGGAGCAGCCUGCACAAGGACACGUGGUUCCUCGUCUGCAGCGGUGCCCUGGUCAAUGAGCGCACCGUGGUGGUGGCUGCCCACUGCGUCACCGACCUGGGGAGGGUCACCGUGAUCAAGACAGCAGACCUCAAAGUCGUCCUGGGGAAGUUCUACAGGGAUGAUGACCGGGAAGAGAAAAGCAUCCAGAGCUUGCGGAUUUCUGCAAUCAUCCUGCAUCCCAACUACGACCCCAUCCUGCUGGAUGCGGACAUCGCCGUCCUGAAGCUCCUGGACAAGGCUCGCAUCAGCACCCGCGUCCAGCCCAUCUGCCUGGCGGCCCCUCGGGACCUCAGCACCUCCCUCCAGGAGUCCCGCAUCACCGUGGCGGGCUGGAAUGUCCUGGCAGAUGCGAGGAGCCCCGGCUUCAAGAAUGACACGCUGCGCUCGGGGGUAGUCAGUGUGGCGGACUCGCUGCUGUGUGAGGAGCAGCACGAAGAGCACGGCAUCCCGGUGAGCGUCACAGACAACAUGUUCUGUGCCGGCUGGGACCGCGCUGCGCCUUCUGACAUCUGCACAGCAGAGACGGGCGGCAUCGCAGCUGCGUUCUUCCCGGGGCGGGCGUCCCCUGAGCCCCGCUGGCAUCUGGUGGGGCUGGUCAGCUGGAGCUAUGACAAGACAUGCAGCCACAGCCUCUACACAGCCUUCACCAAAGUGCUGCCCUUUAAAGACUGGAUCGAGAGAAACAUGAAAUGAGCCUCAGGCCCGUCGAGAAGCACUUCCGUGCAUCCUUCCGUGCGUGUGUUGCCCAAGGCAUCGUGGACCUGAAAUGUGAAUCUGCCCAUGAAUUUGGCUGUGCCAGGGCUUCUGGUGUCACACCAGUGGAGGGCGAGUCGAGCUUACUUUCUGGUAGGCCACUGCCUCCCUGACUGCUGGGACCCUUUGGAAGAUACCAGGGCUGCUUGCAAGAACUCAGUUUCUUCAAAAUAGACUACAUGAAUAGCAAAGCAAUCCUCCCCAUUCAACCGGCCCCAGUGGCCUUCCCCACCUGCCCUUCAGUGGUGCGAAUGCCAUGGUCAGCUGUGGUCGAGAGAGGUCUCCUCCAAGGCUCCAGCCAGACAGAGUUCCAGAGAGCCGCCUGCAGGACAGUCCCGGACAGCGGAGCCUGGCUGCGGCACUGGUGUCCGUGCACACUGCCACGUCACGGGGUGGUCCUUUUCCUUCCCAAUCCCCUGUACACACUUUAAUAAAACAAGGGUUGGCUUCUGACCCACGGAACGAAUGUGCCAUGGCUCUGAUUCCUGCAUGCAGCCUCUUUGAGCUACGUGUGUUGGGACCCAUGGCUGGGUGGCAGCCCUUUAAGAGAGAUCCUGGAUUAUCAUUCCCAAAUAAUGCAUAGAGCAAAGCCGAUGCCAUCUUUUCAAUACCAGUGCUUGCAACUUGCUGGGCCUUCAGGUGGGGGAGAGGGAGGUUGGGCACCAUCAGAUAAGGCACAAACAGAGGAAAAUACCAGGGAUUUGAGGAUUUCUAGUGUCCCCUCUUGUUCUUAUGCUCUAGAUCAAGCACAAAACCCUGCUUUGAAUCUCUAGACAUCUUUAGGACCUAUUUUCGUAGCAUCUGAACUGGAACCACCUAUAUACUCACGCUCGAUUGAGAUAUGCCAAGAAACUGCAGCUUCAUUCUUCUCUAUAACUUCUAUGGUUUUCCUUUCAAGCCCCACCCCUGGCUCCCACUGGAUAGUGGAGGAAAAAAAAAUGAAUUGAAUCCAAUCCAAUCCCUGAAAUGAUCUUUUCAGGAACAUUCUCUGUUUUGGGUGACUCACUCUUUUAUCCUUUCUCCCCUACCCUCCCCAGUUUCCUCCUUUCCAAGAUGUCCCAUGGAGGCUUACGUGGCUUCUAGCCCCGGGACACACACAGUAGGACUCCUGAGUUCCUGCUGGCUCUUGGGUGUGUGUGGUGGGACUUUCUCAUUCCUGGGCGUUUUGCCUGCACUGGGUGCUCGUGUCUGUAACUACUGCAACUUGUGCUGUGUGCUCUGUUUCCCUGGGGCCGGCGGUCCUCCCCGCUGACUUAGGUGCUCGUCAGGUCUCGCUGGCACUGAUACUCCUGAGAUCCGGGGGGACUCCUUGACACUGACACUGGUUUGGGUUCCUCAGCCUCCUGGCCACAGUGACAGCCUUCUCUGGUGGCUACCCAGCCUGGCUUUCAGUAACCUCCUCUUCCUCCCCUGGGGGCUUGUGGGAACUUCUUGGUCUUUUCCUCACCUCCUGAGGCCUGAGAGUCAAGGGUUGGUACAUUCACCUCCUACAGACCCCAGCAGAAACAUUACUCUUUCCUCCACUUAUCAGAGAAAACUUUGACCCCAAGCACUUUAGCCCCAAGGUGGGAGGUCACGUCUGUCUUCCAACCUGCCUCCUCAAUUCUGUGUCUUUACAUAAUUCCCUGAGCCAGAAGGGAAUUUCUGGUGCUUUCUCUUUUGGUCAGGCUUUCUUGGGGCUUUCUGUAGCUCACGUCGUCCUCCUUUCACCCAUCCGCUGCAUCCUCAUGGCUUAAUCUCAGGGCAACGUAUUACUUAUCAACUUCUGAGUAACAAACAUCCAACACGUAAUGGUUAAGCUGGAGUAUUGGAUUUGACCGAUAUAUAUCAGGCUGCUCAAAGGGUUUUUUUUUCUUGUUUUUAAGCCUAGAAAGUUUGGAUCUCGAGAGGUGUAAUGGAAGUCAGAUCAAAAAGAUCUAAAUUCAAAUUCCUGUCUUUCAACUUCUUUUAAGUGACCUUGGGCAAGUCACCUAACCCCUCCACCUCAGUUUGUCAUUUGUUAGGUUGGCAUGCUAAACUCUGUAUUUUGUGGUAGCUGUGAUGAUGAAAUGAGCUACUGUGUAAAGCAAUGAACAUAGUACCUGGCAUACAGUUUGGUGCCUAUAAUAACUGGCAGGGGCAGGGCUGUCCAGCGGGGCACAGCUCCAUGAAGCCUCCACGUCUGCCACGUCUCACCUGGCUGUCCAUGCUCAUACUUUCCAUUCUUUAACUUGUCCUGACCCCUCACCUGGACCAUCACGUUCCCUAUUUUCUUGACACUCUCUUUACUAUCUAGCGUCAUUUUCCAUCUUUGCCUCACCACUCAGAUUUGGUUCACAUUGAUGUCAUCUCAGCUAUGACUUUGUUCCCUUUAGAAGCUGAAUCUGGCCCCCAGUCCUGGUGACACCACCUGGGGCUGCUUAGUUCAUAGCCUCAUGGCCACUUGCCACUCGCCCUAGAUCUUUCUACCCCAGCACUGCUCUCACAGGCUGCAAGCACUCAACCAGGCUACACUAAGACUCCAGGUCAGGACGAGAGAGUCAGACACGAGCCUGUCCCUUGGCCAUACCCGGCACUGGAGGAAUCUCACCCAUCUCCCUUCAUCACAUGGCCCUUUUGUCUUAGGAUAGAACUCCAAGGAUGAGGGAUCUCUUCUUAGUUGGAAAUCUGGGGUGUAUAUCAGUCAGGGUUUUUUCAGACAUUCAGAACUUUUAAGGGUCAUCUAGAAUAAGGGGUUACGAUGGCCACAUACAAUUGUGGGCACUCGUGGCAAAGUCUUUUACAGGCUGUUGCCUUUGCAUCUGAUGUUGGAUCUGGGUUCAACCGGCCAGCCGUUGGGAAGGAAAGCUGGGUGUGAAAUUGGCAGAGCAAAGACAAACUGGAACCCACGAGGACAAAUGGAAACCUAUGUUUGUCUCUUGCUGUCCCCAACCUCGAUGAUUUGAGUGACCUGCGCACACACACACCUGGUCCAGGACACUCGGAGAAGCCGGAAGAGGAUUUCCAGCAGGUAUGGGAGGAGCUGUGGGCCUGGGUGAUGUCCCGCGCCAGCAAAAGGUGAACGAGCGGAUCAGUGACGUUGUGUAUGAGCUGCCACAGUGCCCGAUGCUCUUCACCAAUUUCCAGAGCACGGAGACAACUGCUGCUUCACUCUCCUUUUCAAAUCUCAUGUCAGUUUCUCUUGUGCCCGCUCUCACCUGGAGCCAUACAGGGAAGGGACCUCUGCAAACAUAGUUCCAGCCUCUGAGUUGACACGGAACAAAAGUCAUCUAAGUCAUCGAAGAUUAAUGCAUGAAAUAUUAAUGUGGUUGUCAACGGGGGACACCUCUGUGGAGAGCUGGGGAAGGCUCCUGAUUCAUCCAGAAUGGUUUGGUUCUAGUUUCUUUUGUAGUGGUUUUUUGUUUUGUUUUAUGCACACGAAGCCCCUGACAUCUGACAUUCUAUCGGGGAGGCCUUGGUGCCUAGGAGCUGGCCUGGCACCCACAGCAAAGCUGUGGUGUUCUCCUGUUGAAGAUCAAUCAUCUCACAGGAUGCCAGUAUCAGUCACGAUCAUUCUGUGACUCUGGCGGAUCAAGACAGAAACAAGACUGCUUUAGAACUUGUCUAUGAAGAGACAAAAGCAAGGUUGUUAUUCAAACCAAAACAUACCAACUAUCCCCCUCUCCUGGUUAAGAGGAGUGACUGCGACUUCUUUUCCAACGACAGUGUUAGCCUCUAUUCUUCCUUCCUUCUAGAUAAGAUUUAUAAAGACAGCCAAUUAUAGAAUUGUCCCCACUUAACUGUUAGCAUGCGAUCCAGAACAAAACCCCACUUCCUCGGAACCCUCCCCCAAAUCACCUAAUAGAAGCCCCAAUCCUAUAAGAAGUUCAUUCUAAUCCUCCCUUGAUGAAAUACCCCACACUUCCCCAUGAUGUGCCCUUCUCUUUCACUUCA